This is a messenger RNA of Spirodela intermedia, 1125 nucleotides long. The record is from the annotation of a GenBank genome assembly. Lineage: Eukaryota; Viridiplantae; Streptophyta; Magnoliopsida; Alismatales; Araceae.
AUGGUGGAGGCGGCGCACGGGCAGACGUGGACGACGCGGCGGGGGAGCAAUCCGAGGUUUGAGCCAGAUCCGGUGAUCGACAUCCCAGGAACAACGCCUGGAGUAGGCGGUGGUGGCGGCGGCGGUGGCGGCGGUGGCGGCGGAGGGGGGAAGGCGGCGACGCCCCCGCCCUCGUUCCUCUCCCUCUUCUGCCCCACGUCGGCGGCGAUCUCCCCGAGCGUGACGACGGCGCUGAUCAUCGCGUCGUGGUACCUGUCGAACAUCGGCGUGCUGCUGCUGAACAAGUACCUGCUCAGCGUCUACGGGUACAGAUACCCCAUCUUCCUCACCACCAUCCACAUGGUGUCCUGCUCCCUGUACAGCCUCGCCGCUGUGAACUGGCUCGGCCUCGUCCCCCUGCAGCAGAUCUCCUCUCAGCGGCAGUUCCUCAAGAUCGCCGCCCUCUCCUCCAUCUUCUGCUUCUCCGUCGUCUGCGGCAACACCUCCCUCCGCUACAUUCCCGUCUCCUUUAACCAGGCCGUCGGCGCUACCACCCCAUUCUUCACCGCCAUCUUCGCCUUCCUCCUCACCUGCCGCCGCGAGCACCCCCUCGUCUACCUCGCUCUCCUCCCCGUCGUCCUUGGCAUCGUCGUCGCCAGCAACAGCGAGCCCCUUUUCCACCUCUUCGGCUUCCUCGUCUGCAUCGGCUCCACCGCCGGCCGGGCUCUCAAGUCCGUUGUCCAGGGCAUCAUCCUCACCUCCGAGGCGGAGCGCCUCAAUUCCAUGAACCUCCUCCUGUACAUGGCCCCCAUCGCCGCCGCCAUCCUGCUCCCAAUCUCGCUCUACGUCGAGGGCAACGUGGGCGCCAUCACUCUGGAGAAGGCGAGGUCCGACCCCAACAUCCUCCUGCUCCUCCUGGGGAAUGCCACCGUCGCCUACCUGGUCAACCUCACCAACUUCCUCGUCACCAAGCACACCAGUGCCCUCACCCUGCAAGUGCUCGGCAACGCCAAGGCCGCCGUCGCCGCCGUCGUGUCGGUGCUCAUUUUCCGGAACCCAGUCACCGUCAUGGGCAUGGCGGGCUUCGGCAUUACAGUCAUGGGCGUCGUGCUCUACAGCGAGGCAAGGAAGAGGUCCAAGUCCUGA